Lactuca sativa (garden lettuce) is the source of this 2038-nucleotide messenger RNA. RefSeq names its product zinc finger protein GAI-ASSOCIATED FACTOR 1. NCBI's taxonomy places the organism in Eukaryota, Viridiplantae, Streptophyta, Magnoliopsida, Asterales, Asteraceae. Gene Ontology annotation, molecular function: DNA-binding transcription factor activity. The record is from RefSeq and is a predicted model, not a curated record. Gene Ontology annotation, cellular component: nucleus.
CGCACACAAGUGACUGACCACACAGUCAAACAACAGACGUAUUAGACUUGUCUCCGUCGUCCUCCAGCCACGAUUAUGAACUCUCAAAUUACCUGCGGAGAUUUGCAAAGAGAUUGCAGUUUUGUUUCGUUUUUCGCCGGAAGAUUGUGUACUUUUGUUUAAUUAUUCAUAUUUACGCAAUUGUCUGCGUGUCUAUUGAUUUUGUUGCGAAAAUUUGUUGUUUCUGAUUGAUUUUAGCUUCCUGAAAGAGAAACUUCUAACGACGAGGUGUAGAUAUGAUACACAAUUGAUGUAGUGCUUUUAUGUCGAUAAAUAUGUUUGGUGUGAGGUAGUAGCUAGUAAUCUACAGAGCUAUUUGGUUUUUUUACUUUAUUGUGCUUAUGAUCAUCGGUUUUGAGCAUUCGUCGGCGAUGGCGGUUUCUGGAACUUCAGUUGAAGCUGCUGAAUGUGCUUCCGGAGGAAAUCAAGCUGAACCGCCAUCAGAGAUGCUACCGCCGAAACGAAAGCGAAAUCUUCCUGGAACGCCUGAUCCAGAUGCUGAGGUGAUCGCACUAUCACCAAACAGUUUGCUAGCUACCAACCGCUUCAUUUGCGAUAUUUGCAACAAAGGUUUUCAACGAGACCAGAAUCUUCAACUUCAUCGUCGAGGUCAUAACUUGCCAUGGAAGCUAAAACAAAGAACAGGAAAUGAAAUCAGGAAGCGUGUUUAUGUUUGUCCGGAGAAAUCCUGCGUCCACCACGAUCCGUCGAGAGCUCUCGGCGAUCUCACCGGCAUCAAAAAGCACUUCUCGAGGAAGCACGGCGAGAAGAAAUGGACGUGUCAAAGGUGCACGAAGAAGUACGCUGUCCAGUCCGAUUGGAAAGCACAUAUGAAGAUUUGUGGUUCCAAAGAGUAUCGAUGUGAUUGCGGGACUUUGUUUUCUAGGAGGGAUAGUUUCAUCACUCAUAGAGCUUUUUGCGAUGCGUUAGCACAUGAAACCGCAAGAGCUCAACCUCAAACCCUCGCUAUUAAUAAUUCAGAUCAACCACAACUACUUCAACAGUCGUUUCCUAUAAUGGAAGCUGUUCUUCCUCCGCCGUGCAGUCCGCCACCACCGCCGCUUACUCCGUCAACGGACGUCCUUUCUCCGGUCAAUUCCAUCCAAAGUGCAGAACUGCCGGAGAAUGCGACGGCAGUGAACGGGUCUGGAACAAAAAAGGCGACAAGCUUGACCACAGCAACGCCAGCUACCACCACCGGUAGCGGUGGUUCCACCUCAAAUAGCACAAGUGUAUUUGCUAGUAUUUUUGCAUCGUCGGCGAUAGUAGAACCAAUCUCUCUUUCUUUAUCGUCGUCGCUGUACUUGUCCAACGCCACCAACCCCUCUUUAUUCCCGCCGUCAGAUCACGACCUACAAACCAAACAUUACCGUCAAUAUCUACCGGCGUCGCAACCGGCGCUCUCCGCCACGGCGCUGCUCCAAAAAGCAGCACAAAUGGGUCCAAAGUCUUCGAACACCUCGUUCCUCCAUGCACUCGGUUUGGCGUUGCCGUCGUCUUCCACCGGUAAUAACCAUCAUGACACCACCAAUGGUGUUCACUGGAGUAAUGCUCAGAUGAAGCAAGAGAGAGAUGAUAACGCCAGACUUGGACUUGGUCUACUCACCGCCACCACACCCACCGCAAGUCUGACAGACUUGAUGAUGGGACCGCCGGCACCCACCACGUUAGACUUUCUUGGGGUGGGGAUGGGUGGCGGAAGCCAUGCUUCCUCCGGUGAGUUGUCGGCAUACUUAACUUCAAUCAGAAGUGGCCUCCAUGCAUCUGGUGCAGCAUCCGCCGUUCCUUUUUUCAGGGGAUUGAACUCCGGUGGAAACGAUGGUUGGGAUGAUUCAGAUGAUAGGAAGCCGGCUCCACUUUAGGUCAAUUUCUUUUCUACUAAAUCUAGAGAAUAAAUAUUCAGUUUGUACUUUGUAAUAUUAGUGUAUUUAUUUAUUCUAGGAAAUUCACCAUGUAAUUUUAGAAUUCCAAGCGUAGCUUAAAUGUCUGUUUGGGAUGA